This is a messenger RNA of Didymodactylos carnosus, 2220 nucleotides long. Lineage: Eukaryota; Metazoa; Rotifera; Eurotatoria; Philodinida; Philodinidae. The record is from the annotation of a GenBank genome assembly.
AUGUCCGUCUCAUUGUGGGCAUCCAGGCGGACAUUUGGCACGAAAACGAAAGCUGGCGAGAAAGCGGGGCCAAGCAACCUAUACAAAGCAACACCAGACGAGGUUUUAGAAAAUCUGCUCGACAGAAUUAAGGAUGUUCAAGUAUUUAGUAUUGUUACUGAAUCGGAGAACCACGAAAAAAGCGUUACACAAAUGUUGGAGAAACCAAAUGUUAUUGAAUCAUUGAUGAAUAAUUUACAUGAAACAACAAAUCGUUUAGCAACUGAUCACGACUUAAUGUUCACAUAUCGAGACGCUCAACAGGCAAAAUCGAAUCCAUCGUUACAACAACAUGGUGAUUCCUUUCUAUUACAAUUAUACACUGACGGCGCAGGUAUCACAAAUCCAAUCGGGCCAAAGAAAAACAAGCAUAAACUCUCAUUUUAUUAUUUUUUGUUCGAAGAUUUACCGGACAUAACACGUUCGAUGUUACAAUCAAUUGGUUUAGUUGGAUUAUGCUAUACAGAAUAUUUAUCAACAAAAUUAAAUCGCACAAAAUUUUUCGCACCAAUUAUAGAAGAUUUAAAUGCAUUGCAAACAUCCGGUCUUAGUGUUAAAACAUUUGAUGGUACAUUACAUUUUGCAUUUAGCACUUUAUCGGGUGACCAUUUGGCAUCGAACGAGAUUGUUAUAUUUUAUGAUAUUAUUGAGCAACUUAAAACGUUGGAAUUAUAUAUUGGAUUAAGAGAAAUAAUCAGUCAUGUUUAUGCAAUGCCAUUUGGUCAAAGCUGGCUAGAAUAUUUCAAUUUUUUAACAACAAGAUUUCAAUGUUUAUUUGUUAAUAUGCUGCCAAAUAAAGUUAUACCAAAGGUUCAUUUUGUUACGGAUUACGGACGAUUAAUUAAUUUAUGUGGGCCACCGAUCCGCUAUUGGUGUAUGCGAUUUGAAGCCAAACAUCUGUACUUCAAACAAAUCACAUUGCGUUCAUUUAAUUUCAAGAACCCGUCUUUAACGUUAGCUAAGCGAUAUCAAUUACGUCAAUGCUUAUUAUUAUUAAGCGCAAAUUAUCACAAUUUUUUGGAUGAAAAUUAUUCAACAAAAAUUAUUGAAUAUACGCAAUAUCUUGAAUGUAAAACAUUGAUACAUAAACAUGUGAAAUUCUCGAAAGAAUCGGUUUUUAUUGAAAAAGUAAUCGAACAGGAAGAUGUCCCGGUUUUUAUUCGUAUAUUAUUUAUAUUAAAAAUUCGAGGUAAUUGGAAGCUAGUUAUUGAGCACUUACGUACGAUAUGGUUUAAUGACAAAUUAUGGUCUUAUCAAAUUCAAUAUACACAAAUACUCUCGAUCAUCGAUCCAGAACAAUGUUUAUCCGUCUUACCACAUGCACAUGAUAUUUAUGACGUUAAUGAAGUACCUUUUGUUAAUAUUUUAUCAUGUGUAACAAGUGAAGAAGCCGAUGGAGAAACAGUAUUGUUACUUCAAGAGAAUGAAAUACUACAAAUAUUCCCAAAAUUAAAAGAUCGUGUUAAAUUUAAAAGUGAACGUCAGUUGUUAUUUGGUAAUACUUAUGCGACCGAUCGUCAAAGCCAACAGUUACAACAACUUCAUUUAGUUUCGACUGAAUUCGAGCAACCUUUACAUAAAAACGAUAAUAUACCAGCAACAGGACAAAUUUUAACGAUUGGGUUCAUCGACGGUGAAGAUUUUCUAUCUGACAAUAGUGUUACUGUUACCACGGUGGAGACGAACGAAAAUGAUCAAGAAAGCGAUAUAGGUAUUAAUAACCAAACAAAUAUUAAUAUACAACCAUUAUCAAGUGAUUUUAAAAUAUUAACAAUACCGCGAAAAGUACAACAAAUCAUUGAUAAUAAUGAUUUAAUAAAGCUAGCUGGUCAUACAAAUCAUCGUCGCAUGUUACUUGAAGCCGUCUAUAAUGAUUUAAUAACAAGCUAUGGCUUGCUUUAUCCAAACCAAAGAGAUUAUACAGUCAUAACACAAGCCAUACUCAUCGCCCUGAUUAUCCCAAUAACAAACGAAGCAGCUAUGGUGUAUGUGAAUAAAAUAGACGACGAAGAAGGCGUUAGUAUGAUUCAAUUAAUGAAAGACGAACUGCACAGUGACCUACCAGCUAUUGAUACAUUAAAGUCUGUGUGGAAGAAAACAUUUGCUAUUCGACGGAUUUUUAUUCGAAAUCACACAAUACAAGAAGUAUUGUUAGAAUACCCUGCUUAUACAUAUCCAUGA